CACGAGUCAGGAACGCUUGAUGUGGAUUCGGACUCGGAUUUUUGUGAAUUGCUGGAUCAAUAACCGCCGACAAGAGUUCAUCGCGUCUUUCAACCGACUUCUAGGGAUACGCGCGCAAGCGUACUCACCAUGGCCACAACACCCAAGCAGCGCCUCGCGCUGGCCAUCUGCGACUUCCUCUCGAAGUCGCUGACCGACGGCACCCUCCAGGCUGAGGAAAAGGACUCGAUCGACAUCGCCAUCAAUUGCAUUGGCGAGGCCUUUGGCGUCGAUCCCUCCGACAAGGCCGCCGUGUCCCAGGCCAUCGGCGCCCAGAACCUUUUCCAGAUCUACUCGGUCUACGAGACGUUCAAGAACGUCAACAAGCCCACCACCCCUGCCUCCUCCUCCUCCUCCUCCUCAUCCACCUCCGCCCCUCCUCCCUCCACCACCUCCUCUGGCCCUACCGAAGAGCAAAAGAAGCAAGCCGAAGCCCUCAAAUCCAAGGGCAACGCGGCCAUGGCCCAAAAGGACUACGCCGCCGCCAUCGACUACUACACGCAAGCCCUGGCCCUGCACCCGGGCAACGUCAUCUUCCUCUCGAACCGCGCGGCCGCCCACAGCGCGGCGCGCGACCACGAGGCGGCCAAGGCCGACGCCGAGGCUGCCGUCGCCGUCGACCCCAAGUACACCAAGGCCUGGAGUCGCCUGGGCCUGGCGCGCUUCGCCCUCGGCGACGCAAAGGGCGCCAUGGAGGCGUACCAGAAGGGCAUCGAGUAUGAGGGGAACGGCGGGAGCGAGGCCAUGAAAAAGGGGUACGAGACGGCCAAGCGGCGGGUCGAUGAGAUUGCGGCUGAUGAGGCGGCGGCUGCUGCCGCUGCUGGGUCGUCGACGCGGGAUGCUGCCGGUGGUGAUGCUGGCGGCGCCGGCGGGUCGCCGAGCCUCGCCGAUCUGGCGGGUAUGUUUGGCGGUGGCGGCCGUGGUGGUGGCGGCGGCAUGCCCGACUUCGGCUCCAUCAUGAACAAUCCCAUGUUUGCGUCCAUGGCGCAGAACCUCAUGAGCAACCCCGACCUGAUGGCCAAUUUGAUGAACAACCCGCGCCUGCGUGAGAUGGCCGAUUCCUUUGGGCGGGGUGGCGGUAUGCCUGACAUUGGCUCGCUCAUGUCGGAUCCGAAUGUCGCCGAGAUGGCCCGGAAUCUCAUGGGUGGUGCCGGACGGGGUGGCGCUGGUGCUGGGAGGUGAUAGCUGUUGUUCUUAGCCUACCUAUACACACGAUUCCCUCUCUUUAAAAAAAAAAAAAAAGUUCAACAGCCAUCAGGGAAGGCUUGACGCGGGUAGCGUUUGUUAAAUUUGAGUCAGUGCCUAUGACAUUCCGUGGCCCUCGCUGGACUGCUGCUAUGCCGUACCGCGACAUCUUAAAGAUUAUCACAGUCAUUUGUUGCAAUACGGGGUGGCUGCCACCUCGACAAAAGCCAUCGUCUGUGGAAUUUGCGGUCUAAUUCACCCAUAUACAUAGCGACAAUUCAAACAG
Messenger RNA from Parathielavia appendiculata, 1510 nucleotides. RefSeq lists its product as uncharacterized. Gene Ontology annotation, cellular component: membrane; TRC complex. NCBI's taxonomy places the organism in Eukaryota, Fungi, Ascomycota, Sordariomycetes, Sordariales, Chaetomiaceae. The record is from RefSeq and is a predicted model, not a curated record. Gene Ontology annotation, molecular function: molecular adaptor activity; protein binding. Bases 130 to 1221 code for a protein of 363 amino acids. Gene Ontology annotation, biological process: post-translational protein targeting to endoplasmic reticulum membrane. The transcript has 3 exons.